UGGACUUGCUCGUCAGGAUGGCUUCUCUCACACUACUGCUGCAUCUGCUGCUGAUGGUCACUGCUGCAUCUGCAUGGUACCAACACUACUUUGCCUCUUUUGGUGGGUCAGUGAUCUUCACUCCCAAAGGAAGGAAUUCAGAUGGAACUUAUGAGGUGGAGCUUCGACAGAGAAACAACAUUUAUGUCUACUACCACUCAUAUGAUGAGGGAACCUGCAUGACUGACAGCUGUGGGACUGAGACAGAACGCUCUGUAGAUUUUGUUACCCAUGGUUCUUAUGGUCUGACAUGGUCACUAUAUGAGGGGACAACAACUAGAAAGCUAACCAGCAACCUUCCCUUUGAAAUGAGAUACCCAUACAGCUACUACUACUAUCAUGGCAAUGGUUACUGGUAUCCAAAUGUGAGGGGUUAUUAUUCAGAAUGGAGAAUGAUGACACACGUGGACAUGGGAAUCCGAUCGGAUACGGGGCAAUCUAACAGACCUCCUGUCAUUACCACUCCUCAUAUUCUCAGAGUAACAAGUAACUGCCCUCGAUCAUUCAGUAUGAAACCUAUCGACCCUGACGGUGACCAUGUAAGUUGCAGAGUACCGACAAGUUCAAGUACAUAUGAGUGUGGGAUAUGCGGCCUUCCUGAUGGUUUCUCCUUCGAUCAGAAUUCCUGCUCCCUUACAUAUAAUGUUACUUUUCAAACUGGAUACUACCCAGUCGAGCUGGUGGUGGAGGACUUCCCAAAGAAGGUCAUCACACUGUCUUACUCCGAUGGAUCCUACACAUCAAAGUUGCCCCAAACAAUGACGCGACGUAAACGUCAAGCCACCACCACUUCUGACACAUUGACCACCACAGCUGCCUCAACCACCACAGCUGCUCCAGACACCACAACCACAACUCCACAAACCACCACAGCUGCUCCAGACCCCACAACCACAACUCCACAAACCACCACAGCUGCUCCAACCACCACAACUCCACAAACCACCACAGCUGCUCCAGACCCCACAACCACAACUCCACAAACCACCACAGCUGCUCCAGACCCCACAACCACAACUCCACAAACCACCACAGCUGCUCCAGACCCCACAACCACAACUCCACAAACCACCACAGCUGCUCCAGACCCCACAACCACAACUCCACAAACCACCACAGCUGCUCCAGCCCCCACAACCACAACUCUCCAAACCACCACAGCUGCUCUAACCACCACUCCACCUACCUCAAACGUACCGUUUUACCGACCAACAAUCCGUCCCUUAAGUGUGCUCCCACUACGGUUCACUGUUCUGGUGGACUCACACCAUGCUCCUUCAUGCCUCGAUGGUGAUUACUUUCCCAUUUUCUUGGCACCAACUCCGGUUAAUAGAGCAAAUCUUCCUGCCUAUGUCAACCACACUCUUGAAAUUAAAGUCAGUUCUAAAGCUCAGUAUGCAACGAUUCAAGACCUGAUUGUGACAGGCCCACAGGGCAUUUCAAAGGAGAGAGUCUCUACAGACACCUUCAUCAUAAAGUGGACACCAACUGAGGAAGAGCUGGAUGAUCAUUUUCUUAUUUGCUUUGUGUCUGAAGCAAGAGAUGAGUUCUACAGAAUCUAUCAUUCAGAGCUGCGCUGUGUCACUGUUGAUGUUGGCCACCAUGAGGCUGUGGUGACCUGCAAUGAAACAACUAUAAAGGUGGAAAUGGCGAAGACCUACACCAUCAGACGCAACGAGGACAAGUUGCAUCUGAACGACUUCACCGAUCCUUCCUGCAACCUCAAAAGUCACUCCAACGAAACCCAUUUGGUGGCUAUCAUGGGGCUUGGCGAAUGUGGGACCCGUGUUGAGGAAGAUAAUGAUAACAUCUACUUUAGGAAUGAGAUCACGUCGGCUGACCCAGAUCAAAUCAUUUCCAGGCACCACGAUGUUGAGAUCGCCUUUUCCUGCUCUUUUCCGAAGCGAGCCAACCUGACUCUGGGAUUUAGACACAAAAACCCGUACGCCUUUAACGAGAAGGGCUUUGGUUCUUUCAAUUUCCAGUUUGAGUUCUUCCAGAGCCAGCGUUUCAGUGAGCAAGUGGAUGCCAGCAGCUACCCAGUGGAAGUUUACCUCAAGCAGAUGAUCUUCAUGCAGAUUGAGGCUACCACAUCCAUCCCCAACACCGAGCUGUUUGUGGAGUCCUGCAGGGCAACUCCCUACGACAACCCCAACUCCCGCAUCAGCUACACUAUCAUUGAAAACGGAUGUGUGAAGGACAGGACAGUGCAAAUCUACCCCGGCUCCAAGUCUCAGUUUAGAUUUGGAAUGGAAGCUUUUGAGUUCAUCGGAGCUUAUGAGGAGGUCUACAUCACCUGUUCGGUCCUCCUGUGUGAGAUCGGCGUUCGUGGAACCCGGUGCUCUCAGGGAUGCAUAAGAUCCAACUCAUGGAACAAUCGCAGGAAAAGGGAUGCUCCAGCUGAAACAAGAAGUCACUCCAUUUCCCAGGGGCCUUUGCACCUUGUUAGGACUACAGACACCAAAGCGACUGGACCGAGCCUGAACCUGGGCCUGAACCUGGUCUUCAUCGUCGGCUGCCUGCUGGCAUGUGGAGUGGUCAUCUACCGGUCAAGAAGAGCCAAAGCUAAAUACCAAAAGCUGCCAACGUCUGAGACAGACUGAACUCCGAUCUGCCAACUCUUUUGCAUACUGGUGGUUUGAAUGAUCAUUACUCCAUCCAGUAAAAAUAAAAACUAAACUUGAUUUGAAAAGCUUAAACUCUUGUGUGGGAUGAAAAGAUUUGGGUAUCUUUGGAUGUACUUCUCAGUGUCCUAAAAACUUAAUUUAGAGCAUUUUGAACUUAAACAAUGCUUGGCUAUAUGACAGUAAUAUCCAUGAUUCGUUAGAAGUUACUUACUUGUUGUAUUUUUCUUGAUUUUAUUGCAUUUUUCAAAUCUAAAUAUAUGACCUGCUGUCAAAAUGGCUGUAAUAAAAAGUUUAUAAGCAGCUGAAAA
Girardinichthys multiradiatus is the source of this 2974-nucleotide messenger RNA. RefSeq lists its product as uncharacterized. The coding region runs from base 18 to 2642 and encodes 874 amino acids. The record is from RefSeq and is a predicted model, not a curated record. The transcript is spliced from 13 exons. Lineage: Eukaryota; Metazoa; Chordata; Actinopteri; Cyprinodontiformes; Goodeidae.